AUGGAAAAAGCAAACCAAAUCACAGUGAAGGAAUUCAUCUUCCUGGGAUUUAGCAGCCUUCAGAAUCUCCAAGUUCUCCUCUUUGUGUUCAUCUUGUCCAUUUACAUGCUGUCACUCAUGGAAAAUUUUCUCAUCAUCAUCAUUGUCCUGGCAGAACCUCUCCUCCAUACUCCCAUGUACCUCUUCCUGGGGAAGAACUCCUUUCUAGAGAUCUGGUACACAUCAAUCACUGUGCCCAAACUGCUGGCCAACUUCUUGUCCAGGAGCAUCACCAUCACAGUAAACGAAUGUGUGACUCAGUAUUACUUCUUCUCUCUAGGAGCCACUUACUGCUUCCUCCUGGCAGUCAUGGCCUUCGACCACUACUUAGCAAUCUGCAGCCCACUGCGUUACACUACCGUCAUGAACCACAGGUUAUGCUUCCACCUCUCCACCAGUUCCUGGGUUGGUGGAUUCCUCUCCCCACUCUUGCCCACAAUUCUAAUCUCCCAGCUCUCAUUCUAUGGCCCUCAGAAAAUCAACCACUUCUUCUGCGACUCAGACCCAAUUUUCAAACUGUCUUGCUCUGACAUUUACAUUAAGGAGGCUAUUGCAUACAGCUGCAACUCUGUGGUCAUCCUAAGCUCCUUCUCACUCAUCAUGUCUUCCUACGUCAACAUCAUAGCCAACAUCGUGAAGCUGACAUCUGCCAAAACUCGGAAAAAGACCUUCUCCACUUGUGCCUCUCACCUCACCGUGGUGACCAUCUACUAUGGGACCAUCAUCUUCACCUAUGUCAGGCCCCCGCACAUAUAUUACUUUGGUUUAGGCAAAAAGGUGUCUGUGUUCUAUUGUGUCAUUACCCUACUGCUAAACCCUCUGAUCUAUACUCUAACGAAUAAAGAUGUGAAAAAAGCCAUAUGGAAAUCUUUUACUAGAAUGAGACGGUAA
This is a messenger RNA of Gopherus flavomarginatus (Mexican gopher tortoise), 930 nucleotides long. Its product is annotated as olfactory receptor 11L1-like. Bases 1 to 930 code for a protein of 309 amino acids. Gene Ontology annotation, cellular component: membrane. The transcript has a single exon. Gene Ontology annotation, biological process: G protein-coupled receptor signaling pathway. NCBI's taxonomy places the organism in Eukaryota, Metazoa, Chordata, Testudines, Testudinidae. The record is from RefSeq and is a predicted model, not a curated record. Gene Ontology annotation, molecular function: olfactory receptor activity; G protein-coupled receptor activity.